UAAUUACGUCAUCAAUGCUUUACUACAUCACUUUCCUAUCUUGCUCUUCGACAAUGGUUACUAGCAAAAAAUGAAGAGAAAAAAAGAAAUUAUUGCAACACGAUUUCGGAUGAUUCACAGACGAUGACAGAGCACUAUUGUUUAAGGAGCGAUAGUGCUAUAUGUAGGCUACUAGCCUGCAGGCCACGUCAUGUGGCGCCGUGGUUCAAUACAUACGCGACGGAACUUGCGGUAGUUUUUGCGCUACUGAUGCUAUUUGGCUUAUCUUACACAAUAUUUGCGAUCAAACGAGAAAAGCACAUUGUCAAGCAAAACUCUGUGACAGAGGAAAACUCAGAGGAAGAAACAAACGAGAAAGAAGAGCCCAAAGGGUCCGAAGACCAAGAAAUAGACUCAACAUUUCCAGGAAAGGACAGUGUUGAACAGACCCAGGAUAAAAGCGAGGGGAAAGGCUCACAAGAGGAAGUCAUCGUUCACAGGGAAUUCGUCGAUGAUACCGUAGACUACGACAACGUUUCCAUCCAGUCAUCAUCAUCCCUGCAGAAGCCUUCACGAAAAAGUAGCAUCUUUAAGAAACUGUUCAACAAGAAGUCCUCUAAAAGCAAAUCUUCAUCGCACAGCCUCGGUAGUGUAAAGACUCAGGAUUCGGAUGUACACAGCACAAAGAGCUCAACCUCGAAAGGGACGAAAAGUCGUCAGUCAGCCUCGACCAGUAUGUCAAGCAGAAGAUCAAGUGCAGCCGAACACAGCGCGGAAUUAAACUUGAUGUUGAACAACCUCCACGUGGAGGAAGACAACACCUUCACCUUACGCCUUGAAAGCACCUCGUCUAACCUCGAAACCAGCCAGCCCGCAGAUAAUCAGGAACAAUAAAAGUUAUCCGCCCUUCUCUAGUAAAUACCCAUAUACUUUUUUCCCCACAAGCUGAGAAUAAUCUUUUUUCGACCGGCUUAUGUCAGUAAUUUCGAACUCUCACUUUACCUAUCAUAACUAUAUCUACUAUUGUGGAUUUUUGGGAAAAAUAAAACUAUCCUAUUUUUUA
Molecule: messenger RNA, 1042 nt
Organism: Nematostella vectensis (starlet sea anemone)
Lineage: Eukaryota; Metazoa; Cnidaria; Anthozoa; Actiniaria; Edwardsiidae
Exons: 2
Coding region: 124-873 (249 amino acids)
Source: RefSeq, a predicted model, not a curated record